This is a messenger RNA of Phytophthora sojae, 2262 nucleotides long. RefSeq lists its product as hypothetical. Lineage: Eukaryota; Oomycota; Peronosporomycetes; Peronosporales; Peronosporaceae. The transcript has 5 exons. The coding region runs from base 1 to 2262 and encodes 753 amino acids. The record is from RefSeq and is a predicted model, not a curated record.
AUGCCUACGUCGAUUCCACUUGAUAUGUUGCUCGCCAAGGAAAUGUGUCAGGAGGUGGCAGCAGUGAUCAAAGCCAGGUUCGCGACCCCGCCACAAAUCUGCGAGCAGAAAUACUUUACAUUCCCGUCACAGCCAGAUUUUGCGACACAAGAGUAUGGGAAACUGUUGCUGGAUGAAAAAACAGAGAGUGAGGAUGAACAUGCCGACAAGGUGUUCGCGAAGUUGAUGAAGAUGAUGAGCGAGAGCGCUGGCCCUCUUUCUACAAGCGAUUUGAACUACCUCAAGUCGGAACUAAAACGCGACACUGACUUACUAAGCAAGGUGAUGCCGAGCCCCGAGAAGCCACGCGUUUGUGAUGUAACGUCCGAUCGGAAAUGGUCGCGUGAGAUUGCAGCAUCGGCGGCGAAAUUCUUUAAUCCUACUAUCAAAGACGUACGCAAGCGUGAGGCAUUGUUUCGCUCAAAAGAUGCGGAGCGACGCCGUCAGGCAGCAACUGCUCAGCACAACGUGGAGAAUGAAAGUACGCGUGCAAGUGCCAGGAAAACAGCCAAGAAGAAGAAGAAGAAGAAGAAGAAGAAGAAGAAGAAGAAGAAGAAGAAGAACAACAACAACAACAACAGUAAAGUGGUGUCUGGCGCCAUCAAGGAGGAAUCAAUGAUCGCUACAGCUGCAAAGUCCUCGAAUAACAGGUCGGUAGAAAGUGCGCGCAUCUACUUGCGCCUCCUAGAUGCAGCUGGUGCCGAGGUCGACGAGAGUUUCGAGUCGGAGAGUCUGACAAAGCUCGAGAGUAUGCUGAGAAGCAAGGAAACGGCGAUUUUCAACCGUCUCAAAGACACGAACGUUCCUGCCAGUGAGAAAGCCGACGUCGUGGAGAAUGCUUGUGGAAUGAUUAAGGAGUUGGUGUGGCUUGUGAAGUCGCAUGCCGAACCUAGCAGUCUCAACUCGACGUACCCUCAUAUCCGAUCCGUGAUUGCCACCGAAGCGUCAAUCGGUAUCAACUUGAUGCAGAAGUUCUACCGUAUUGACCACGCCGUCAUUACAGUUCCGGAACUGAAUGACGUCCGCGAGCUCUGUGCAACGACACUGGAAUUUGCCAAAUUUGUCUUCAGUGAAAUGAAGGGGUUCGCGUUCUUGUGCGAUAGCGAUAUACGAAUUGUCUACGGGGGCGCUACCAAAGCCGAUGUGGAGCGAGUUCAAAGGGUCGUACUCCAGAUGUUCACUGUCCUGGGAGCCCAGUUUGAUCAACAUGGCCUACAGACCUGUAAAACUUCCCUUCGUAUAGAAGGACCGAGCUCCUUAUCCACUGCGUGCUCACCAGCACUGGCGGAGAAACUAUCUUUCGUCUCGACAGGAAGCUGUGGGUACAGUCUCAAAGACGCGGCGUUUUCGCAGACCAUCGCGUGCUCAGACGCCGAGCUCAAGCUGAUCCUAGCGAAGAACCCCGACGGUUCGUGGCCAAUUGUGACAGACACAGACAUCAGAAGUCUCAACGUUGGGAGGUUACCGCUAUGCUUUGUCAGCAUAGUAGACAACCCGACGCAAUUGGGGAGCAGCGACUUCCUUGAGGAAUUCAAGUUCCGAGAUUCCGUAAAUCUACCAAGACCGAGAGAAGUGCACGUGCUGGUCCAGACGUCCGAGCCACUAGUUAUACAGCCGAUGCGGAAGCCAGAACUCGAUCCUGUGUACGCUCUGGAUAAAGGCAAUAUGUAUUUCGUGAUGAAGUCGUCAAGACAUUACAGAGAAUUCAUCUGGUAUCCUACUAUUCCGCUAGUCGUUGCUGGCUCUGGAAUGGGUAAAACAGCUUUAGCGAAAAACUAUAUUUUCAAGUGCCGUGAGACCUGGCCUCCUGGAAAACGAGAAGUAUUCGGGCUUCACCGCGACUUGUGUCAGUGUCGGACAAUAUUUCUUCGGCUUGCGUCUGCUGGAGAUGCUAUAACUAUAGAAACGGCAAACCAGGCGCUUGCACAAGCCGUGGGGGAGCAGCUUCAGCCUGGAACAGAUCGCAUACAGCAGCAAUUGGGACCAUUCUCGGUGUCAGGAUAUGUCAAGCGUCUAGUCAAGGAAGUGAGCCCUCUUUUUAUUGUGAUUGAUGAUCUCGAAAGGCUCUUCCAGUCGCACGGCCGCUUUAUCCAGUUUUGCAGAAAUGUUUUAUGGUCAUGGAUGCAAACUCGACAAAUCCACCUGCUUGUCCUGAGCUCAGUGCCAUUGUUUGAGGGCAAGAAGUAUGAUAUUCGUGUGCCUGGCAGCGUUUGCCAUCGUUGA